Messenger RNA from Saccostrea cuccullata (small rock oyster), 732 nucleotides. RefSeq lists its product as uncharacterized. The transcript has a single exon. The record is from RefSeq and is a predicted model, not a curated record. The coding region runs from base 1 to 732 and encodes 243 amino acids. NCBI's taxonomy places the organism in Eukaryota, Metazoa, Mollusca, Bivalvia, Ostreida, Ostreidae.
AUGAGUUUCCAGUGUUAUGUAGAUGAUACUCAGCUGUAUAUGGCAAUAGCACCUACUAGCAACUGGAUAGACGUAGCAUCUCGUUUGCAAACUUGCCUUUCCGAUAUAAGUUCUUGGAUGCGCUCUUACUUUCUAAAGAUAAAUCAAGAAAAAACGGACUUUAUUAUAUUUGCCCCAAAACACAGAAUUCAUCAUUUUAAUGAAGUUAGCAUCAUUUUUGACGGGAAUAAAAUUAAAGUCUCAUCAUGUGUGAAAAAUUUAGGUGUUUUCUUUGAUUCUGUGCUGAACAUGGAUAACCAAAUUCGAAACAUUACCAAGUCAUGUUACCAUCAACUACGAAAUAUUGGACGCAUUCGACCUUUAAUAUCAGAGAGCGCGUGUAAAACCCUGGUAUGUUCACUUGUUACCUCCCGUCUAGAUUAUGGCAAUGCCUUACUAUACGGUAUAUGCACCAGUUCCUUAACAAAACUUCAACGGAUUCAAGAUACUGCCGCCAGAAUAAUUACUCGUACAAAGAAACAUGAUCAUAUAACACCUGUGUUAGUCAACUUACAUUGGCUUCCCGUAGAACAUCGAAUCCAGUACAAGCUGCUUCUACAGACUUUUAAAGCUUUAAACGGAACAUCACCACUAUAUAUACAAGAACUGGUUCAGGUUUACACGCCUAGAAGAUCUCUACGCUCAGAGAACUCCAUGUUCCUUGUUCAGUCGCGUGCGCGGACUAAAUCAUAG